AUGGGUCUUCGAGACACCAUAAAAGAAGAAAAUAAGGCAUCAAAUCAAAACUGUGCACGAGCAAUGAUAUUCUUGCGUCAUCAUCUUGACGAGAUUCUGAAAAUCGAAUAUCUGACAGUUAAGGAUCCACUUGUUUUGUGGAAAAACCUAAAAGAAAGAUUUGACCACUUGAAGAUGGUCAUACAUCCACAGGCACGAUAUGAUUGGAUGCAUCUAAGGCUACAAGACUUUAAGUCUAUACAUGAGUACAAUUCUGUCAUGUUCAGAAUCACUUCUCAAUUGAAAUUAUGUGGAGAAACGAAUCGACCUACUGGAUCUGAACCACUUCCUGAAGUGAAUGAGGCGUACGUCCACCAUGCUAGGUGUGGAAAAGGUCGCGGUCCUAAUCGUGGUUGUGGACGUGGACGUGGUCAUGGACGUGGACGUGGUCGUGGUCGUGAUUAUGGUCAAGAACGGAAUUCUAUUCCUGGCAUUAAUCAUUCAUUAAAUAAAAAGGAAAAAAGAAAGGAUGAGAAACGUGAAGCAACUAGGGAAGGUUGUUUUCGAUGUGGUGGAAGAGGUCAUUAUGCGCGUGAUUGUCAUUUCUUCGCACAUACUGAAGGAAAAAUAGAUUACUUAAUUGGUGAUGGUUCUGUGAACAUGGAAGAGUGA
Molecule: messenger RNA, 651 nt
Organism: Solanum pennellii
Lineage: Eukaryota; Viridiplantae; Streptophyta; Magnoliopsida; Solanales; Solanaceae
Exons: 3
Coding region: 1-651 (216 amino acids)
Molecular function (GO): nucleic acid binding; zinc ion binding
Source: RefSeq, a predicted model, not a curated record